Molecule: messenger RNA, 767 nt
Organism: Antrostomus carolinensis (chuck-will's-widow)
Lineage: Eukaryota; Metazoa; Chordata; Aves; Caprimulgiformes; Caprimulgidae
Gene: LNPK
Product: lunapark, ER junction formation factor
Exons: 8
Biological process (GO): endoplasmic reticulum tubular network organization
Cellular component (GO): endoplasmic reticulum tubular network
Source: RefSeq, a predicted model, not a curated record
CUGUGAAUUCUUGUAGAAGAUUGAUAGCUCUGCCAACAUUUGUCCUCAAUAGAAGAUGGGUGGAUUAAUUUCAAGAUGGAGGCAGGCAAAGCCUUCCACUGUAGAAGUAUUAGAAAAAAUUGAUAAGGAAAUACAGACAUUAGAAGAAUUUAGAGAAAAAAAUCAGAGGCUACAGAAACUAUGGGUUGGAAGGCUGCUUUUCUACUCUUCACUUCUUUACCUUAUCACGUGCUUAAUUGUAUAUUUGUGGUGUCUUCCUGAUGAAUGGACAGCAAGGUUAAUUAUGACACUUCCAUUUUUUGCAUUUCCAUUGAUAAUCUGGUUUAUAAGAACACUGCUCAUUUUUUUCUUUUCCAAAAGGACAGAAAGGAAUAAUGAUGCGCUGGAAGAUUUAAAAUCUCAAAAGAAAAAAAUACUUGAGGAAGUAAUGGAGAAGGAGACGUACAAGACUGCGAAGUUAAUCCUCGAAAGGUUUGAUCCAGAAUCAAGUGCAAAGGAGGCUGAGCUGCCAUCUGCUGGAACAUCUGCAACCCCGAGACCUGGACAAGAAAUUCGUCAGAGGACCACAGCUCAAAGAAAUGCUUCUACACCCCAGCCUGUGACUCCUAAACAAGGCUCUCCAAAAUCACUUGUUCCAGCAUCUCCUAAUCUGCAGAGGGACACAUCAGGUCUUAGUGGACCCGUAGAAAGAACUGUUGUGCCAUCUUUGCAGUCAAAUGUUUUACCAAGACGCCCUGGAUCCCCUGCUACUUCAGUGCCUGGAAUGG